This is a messenger RNA of Oldenlandia corymbosa var. corymbosa, 330 nucleotides long. The record is from the annotation of a GenBank genome assembly. Lineage: Eukaryota; Viridiplantae; Streptophyta; Magnoliopsida; Gentianales; Rubiaceae.
AUGUUGACUGAAUUGUUCAGUGGAAGCGGAGUGCAUUUUGGGGGUGGUCCUUGGCCAGCUCUGGUCGACGAAGUAGAUCCCGAUGUUGUCUUCCAUUUUGGGGAUGGAAGCAAAAUCGAGGCUGAAGAACAGGCGGAGAUCAAGAGUAGAAAUGAAAAUGAAUUUCCUUUUGGGGCUGCACCCCUGGACUGUUGUGUCGACCCAGAUUCUGAGGUUAUCCUUCCUUGGGAGGUUGACGGAAGCUCAUUUACUUUUGAGGAGCCUCAAGCCUCAACCGAGUACACUCCUCUAAUAGUAGAACCUGAUGUAGGUAUAACAAACAAAACAUAA